Quercus robur (English oak) is the source of this 1267-nucleotide messenger RNA. RefSeq names its product ubiquitin-conjugating enzyme E2 11-like. Bases 304 to 984 code for a protein of 226 amino acids. The transcript is spliced from 4 exons. The record is from RefSeq and is a predicted model, not a curated record. Gene Ontology annotation, molecular function: protein binding; ubiquitin conjugating enzyme activity. Gene Ontology annotation, cellular component: nucleus. Lineage: Eukaryota; Viridiplantae; Streptophyta; Magnoliopsida; Fagales; Fagaceae. Gene Ontology annotation, biological process: protein polyubiquitination.
UUUUUGGUAGGAGCUCUGCACUUUCCUAACUUCUCAAACAUUGAUUAUUGAUAACUAAAACUUGCCCCCACCAGAUUUUGAGUUUGAGAGUUGAGCUUUCUCUUUCUUGCGCUAAUGGAUUCCUGUUCAUGGUCCAACCUACCCCGAGAACUCACUGAUCGUGUAUUUAGACGCAACAAUAUCAAUUCAAAGGAUCUUACGAGAUGUAGUCUUGUUUGUACCACUUGGAGAUUAGUUAUUGAAACUAGCCAAUCAUAUUGAAACCAAAUUUUGAGUUGAGAUUUGAGCUUCUUCUUUUUUUCCAUGGAUUCAAGUUCAUGGUCCAACCUACCACGAGAAUUCAUGGAACUUAUAUUUAGACGUUCCAUGAACACAAAGGAUCUUGGAAGAUGUAGUCUUGUUUGUACCACUUGGCGAUUACUUAUUGCUGACAUUUGGGGGAAGAAUUUCUCUUUGUUGAGAACUGCAAAUACAGGAGCUACUAGGAGAAUUGUGUGGGACUACAAGAAUUUUCAGAUAGAGACUUUUAAAGGUUGCAAAGCUGAGCUUGUUGACAGCCUCUUCCACUGGGAGGCCAUCAUGAUUGGUCCCAAAGAUACCCCUUAUGCUGAUGGGGUCUUCCUCUUAAAAAUCUAUUUGUCUCCUGGUCAUCCAUUUCAGCACCCCAAGGUCAAAUUCCUAACCAAGGUUUACCACCCAAACAUUGGCCGAGAUGGCAGGGUAUGUGUUGAGAAAUCAUGGCGCCCAUCACUUACCAUCUUCCAACUUCUCCUAGUUAUCUAUGCUCGCUUCUCCAACCCUGAACCUGAUGACCCAAUUGAUUGUGAGAUUGCUCAAAUGUAUAAGACUCAGAGAAUUCAAUAUGAUGAAAAUGCAAGAGACUGGACCAAGAAAUAUGCUACUGCAAGCCAGGAAGGCACAAUAGAUUGGUCACGAUUUCUCAAGAACAAUAAUAUUUUGGAACCAACAAAAUUGGUGGACUAACAAUCUUGGAUGUCUUUAUUGAAAACACUAGAAGGUGUUAGUUGAGCUAUAAGACCCUUGGCAAAUUGCAAAUCAACUCAGUUAUGUGGUUGUGGUGCAUUUUAAUUGGUUUUGCAAUUAUUACCUAAUAUGUUUGGUGUUUUAAACAAUAGGAUGGUCUGACAUUAAAUGAUUAAAUAUUUAUUAGAAGAUUGUAUCCUUUCAAUUUUGUUAUGGGACUUAGAAGAGACAGCAUUGCAUCUUCAUACCCGAAAAUCAUUUGUAAUCAUAAUUCUUAUAUGGA